Molecule: messenger RNA, 6125 nt
Organism: Egretta garzetta (little egret)
Lineage: Eukaryota; Metazoa; Chordata; Aves; Pelecaniformes; Ardeidae
Product: ryanodine receptor 2-like
Exons: 34
Coding region: 243-6125 (1960 amino acids)
Biological process (GO): calcium ion transmembrane transport
Cellular component (GO): sarcolemma; sarcoplasmic reticulum membrane; Z disc
Molecular function (GO): protein binding; ryanodine-sensitive calcium-release channel activity
Source: RefSeq, a predicted model, not a curated record
CAUAUCUUAAGAAGUUGGUUGUGAGGAGGAAGACUUGGAGAAAAAGAAUCCUGCAAUGUAGAAGCCCAGUACGUUCACACUAUCUUCUAGUUAUGAAGAUAAUUCAAAAGACUGGAGCUUGAAAUCAGGCUGUCAUUUCUUCACAUGAGAGCAGGACCUAAUUUAUUUUUUCCUGUACCAUCAUUUGUGUGCUAUGUCUUAUUGAAAAGUUGGACAUAGGGACAAGAAAAGAGGUGGAUGGAAUGGGAGCACCUGAAAUAAAAUACGGAGAUUCAAUAUGCUUCAUACAACAUGUAGAUAGAGGCUUAUGGCUCACGUACCAGUCCGCUGAUGCAAAGUCAGUAAGAAUGGGUUCUGUGCAGCGAAAGGCUGUAAUGCACCAUGAAGGUCACAUGGAUGACGGUUUAACAUUGUCCAGAUCUCAGAAUGAAGAAUCCCGUACAGCACGUGUCAUCCGUAGUACAGUCUUCCUUUUCAAUAGGUUUAUAAGGGGCCUUGAUGCUCUCAGCAAGAAAGUGAAGUCUUCCACUGUUGAUUUGCCUAUCGAGUCAGUCAGUCUGAGCCUUCAGGACUUGAUUGGCUACUUUCACCCCCCUGAUGAACAUUUGGAGCAUGAAGACAAACAAAACAGGCUCCGAGCACUGAAGAAUCGCCAGAACCUCUUCCAGGAAGAGGGUAUGAUCAACCUUGUUCUUGAAUGUAUUGAUCGCUUGAAUGUAUACAGCAGUGCAGCUCAUUUUGCAGAUGUAGCUGGGAAGGAAGCUGGAGAAGCAUGGAAAUCUAUUCUGAAUUCUUUGUAUGAAUUACUAGCGGCUCUGAUUCGAGGGAACCGUAAAAACUGUGCUCAAUUUUCAGGAUCUCUUGAUUGGUUGAUCAGCAGAUUAGAAAGACUGGAAGCCUCUUCUGGAAUUCUGGAGGUUUUACACUGUGUGUUGGUGGAAAGCCCAGAAGCUCUAAAUAUUAUUAAGGAAGGACAUAUUAAAUCAAUUAUCUGUCUUUUGGACAAACAUGGAAGAAACCAUAAGGUUUUGGAUGUUUUAUGUUCUCUCUGUGUUUGUCAUGGAGUUGCUGUGCGGUCUAAUCAACAUCUAAUCUGUGAUAAUCUCCUGCCAGGAAGAGAUCUGCUCUUACAAACACGCCUUGUCAACCAUGUGAGCAGCAUGAGACCCAAUAUCUUCUUGGGGAUUAGUGAAGGUUCUGCCCAGUACAGAAAAUGGUACUAUGAGCUUAUGGUGGACCAUCUAGAGCCCUUUGUGACCGCAGAAUCAACUCAUCUACGAGUGGGCUGGGCUUCAACUGAGGGCUACUCACCAUAUCCAGGGGGAGGAGCAGAAUGGGGAGGAAAUGGUGUUGGUGAUGACUUGUAUUCCUAUGGCUUUGAUGGUCUGCAUCUGUGGUCAGGUUGUGUAGCACGAACAGUAAAUUCUCCCAACCAACAUCUAUUAAGAACUGACGAUGUUAUUAGCUGCUGUUUGGACCUGAGUGCCCCAAGCAUCUCUUUCCGGAUAAAUGGUCAGCCAGUUCAAGGAAUGUUUGAGAAUUUCAACAUAGAUGGCCUCUUCUUCCCAGUUGUCAGCUUCUCUGCAGGAAUAAAGGUACGUUUCUUGCUUGGAGGUCGCCAUGGAGAGUUCAAGUUCCUUCCUCCACCUGGAUAUGCCCCUUGCUUUGAAGCUGUUCUACCGAAAGAGAAGUUGAAAGUGGAGCAUAGCCGGGAGUACAAGCAGGAUUGUAGCUAUACAAGAGACCUACUGGGCCCCACUAUGUCCCUGUCACAAGCAGCUUUCACUCCAGUUCCUGUAGAUACUAGCCAGAUUGUUCUUCCUCCCCACCUGGAAAGGAUUAGAGAAAAAUUAGCAGAGAACAUCCAUGAACUAUGGGUUAUGAAUAAGAUUGAACUUGGCUGGCAGUAUGGACCAAUUAGAGAUGACAACAAAAGACAACACCCAUGCUUAGUGGAGUUCUCAAAAUUGCCAGAGCAGGAAAGAAAUUAUAACUUGCAAAUGUCACUUGAAACACUGAAUUGCUUUUUCCUGUUCAGAGCAUUAACAAAGGAUGAUUAUCUGCAUGCAACACUACUUUUCUCGGAAUACUUGUAUUAUAUUAUUAAAAAAUUUGCCAGAACCCUGCUGGCAUUAGGCUGCCAUGUUGGAAUUGCUGAUGAGCAUGCUGAAGAAAAGGUGAAAAAAAUGAAACUUCCAAAGAACUACCAGUUAUUGAGUGGAUAUAAGCCAGCUCCCAUGGAUCUGAGUUUUAUCAAACUGACCCCCUCUCAAGAAGCUAUGGUGGACAAACUAGCAGAGAAUGCUCACAAUGUGUGGGCAAGGGACCGUAUAAGGCAAGGCUGGACAUACGGUAUCCAGCAGGAUGUGAAAAAUCGCCGAAAUCCUCGCCUUGUACCUUAUACUCUAUUGGAUGAUCGGACAAAGAAGUCAAACAAAGACAGUCUUCGAGAAGCAGUCCGCACCCUGCUCGGCUAUGGUUACAACCUGGAAGCUCCUGAUCAAGAUCAUGCAACAAGACUGGAUGUGUGCAGUGGGAUAAUGGAAAAAUUCAGGAUCUUCCGCACAGAAAAGACUUAUGCAGUGAAGGCUGGGAAGUGGUACUUUGAGUUUGAGGCAGUUACUGCAGGAGACAUGAGAGUUGGCUGGACCAGGCCAGGUUGUCUGCCAGAUCAGGAACUUGGCUCAGAUGAAGAAGCUUUUGUUUUUGAUGGCUUUAAGGCACAGCGGUGGCAUCAGGGUAAUGAGCAUUUUGGCCGCUCUUGGUUGGCAGGAGAUGUUGUUGGAUGUAUGGUUGACAUGAAUGAGCACACUAUGAUGUUCACCUUAAAUGGUGAGAUUCUGCUUGAUGACUCAGGUUCAGAACUUGCAUUCAAGGACUUUGAGGCUGGUGAUGGAUUUCUACCUGUGUGCAGCCUGGGCCCAUCUCAAGUGGGAAGAAUGAACUUUGGAAAAGAUGUCAGCACUCUAAAAUAUUUCACUAUCUGUGGCUUACAGGAAGGGUAUGAACCCUUUGCUGUUAAUACAAACAGAGACAUCACCAUUUGGCUGAGUAAAAGGCUCCCUCAGUUUCUACCAGUGCCACAAAAUCAUGAACAUAUUGAGGUGAUGAGAAUUGAUGGCACCAUAGACAGCUGCCCCUGCCUGAAGGUCACACAGAAGUCCUUUGGUUCGCAGAACAGCAAAACAGAUGUCAUGUUUUUUCGAUUAAGCAUGCCCAUUGAAUGUGCUGAGGUGUUCUCCAGAUCAGCUGCAGGAGGGUUACCAGGCUCUGGUCUGUUUGGCCCGAAGAAUGACUUGGAGGAUUAUGAUGCUGAUUCUGAUUUUGAGGUUCUAAUGAAAACUGCUCAUGGUCAUCUAGUUCCUGACCGGACAGAAAGAGAAAAAGAUGCCCUGAAAUCAGAGUUAAACAACCAUAAAGAUUAUGUUCAAGAAAAGCCUUCACGUCUUAAACAAAGAUUUAUGCUCAGGAGGACAAAGCCAGAUUAUAGCAUGAGUCACUCUGCACGGCUUACUGAGGAUGUGCUAGCAGAUGAUAGGGAUGACUAUGAUUAUUUGAUGCAAACUUCCACGUACUAUUAUUCAGUGAGAAUAUUUCCUGGUCAAGAACCUGCUAAUGUCUGGGUGGGCUGGAUUACAUCUGACUUUCACCAGUAUGAUACAAGCUUUGACUUGGACAGAGUGCGUACUGUCACAGUUACACUGGGAGAUGAAAAAGGGAAGGUUCAUGAGAGUAUAAAACGCAGCAACUGCUAUAUGGUGUGCGCAGGAGAGAGCAUGAGCCCUGGACAAGGACGUAAUAAUAAUGGUCUGGAGAUUGGUUGCUUGGUUGAUGCUGCCAGUGGCCUGCUGACCUUCACAGCUAAUGGCAAGGAACUAGGCACAUACUAUCAGGUUGAACCGAGUACAAAGUUAUUUCCUGCUGUAUUUGCACAAGCUACAAGCCCCAAUGUUUUCCAGUUUGAGUUGGGAAGAAUAAAGAAUGUAAUGCCAUUAUCUGCUGGCUUAUUCAAAAGUGAACACAAAAACCCAGUCUCUCAAUGUCCUCCACGUCUCCAUGUCCAAUUUCUGACUCAUGUGCUUUGGAGCAGAGUGCCAAACCACUUCUUGAAGGUUGAUGUGUCUCGGAUUAGUGAACGUCAAGGCUGGAUGAUACAGUGUCUGAAUCCUUUGCAGUUCAUGGCCCUUCAUAUUCCCGAAGAAAACAGAACAAUUGAUAUUUUAGAGCUGACAGAACAAGAAGAAUUACUGAAAUUUCACUACCAUACCCUCCGAUUAUAUUCAGCAGUUUGUGCUUUAGGCAACAAUCGAGUGGCCCAUGCUAUGUGUAGCCAUGUGGAUGAAUCUCAGCUCCUGUAUGCUAUUGAGAAUAAAUAUAUGCCAGGAUUAUUACGUGCAGGAUAUUAUGAUUUACUCAUUGACAUCCAUCUCAAUACCUAUGCAACUGCAAGGUUAAUGAUGAAUAAUGAAUUUAUAGUUCCAAUGACAGAUGAGACCAAGAGUAUUACUUUGUUUCCUGAUGAAAACAAAAAACAUGGCCUCCCUGGUAUAGGACUUAGCACUUCAUUAAGGCCAAGAAUGCAGUUCUCCUCUCCGAGUUUUGUAAGCAUUAGCAGUGAAUGCGUUCAGUUCAGUCCUGAAUUCCCUUUGGAAAUCUUAAAGACCAAAACCAUAGAGAUGCUGACCGAAGCUGUUCAGGAGGGCAGCCUCCAUGUCAGAGAUCCAGUUGGAGGUUCUACAGAAUUUCUGUUUGUCCCUCUCAUCAAGCUCUUUUAUACCCUCCUAAUUAUGGGAAUCUUCCACAAUGGGGAUCUGAAACACAUCUUGCAGUUGAUUGAGCCCCGGGUUUUCAAAGAAGCAAUGAGCCAGGAGGAUGAAGUUGAUUUCUCAGAGAAGGAGCUGAGUUCAGGUGAGCUCAAGUCAGAAGAAGGAGAGGAAGAAACCAAAGGGGAGCAAGUGCCAAAGGAAGGACUCCUUCAGAUGAAACUUCCAGAACCUGUUAAAUUACAGAUGUGUCAUCUACUCCAGUACCUGUGUGAUUGCCAAGUACGACACCGAAUAGAAGCCAUUGUAGCAUUUUCGGAUGAUUUUGUGGCCAAGCUUCAAGAGAAUCAACGCUUCCGAUACAAUGAAGUGAUGCAGGCCCUGAACAUGUCUGCUGCCCUGACAGCUAGAAAAACAAAAGAAUUUCGAUCCCCACCUCAGGAACAGAUUAACAUGCUGCUGAACUUUAAAGAUGAUAAAAAUGAUUGUCCUUGCCCUGAAGAAAUUCGGGAUCAGCUUUUGGAUUUCCAUGAAGACCUAAUGACACACUGUGGAAUUGAACUAGAUGAAGAUGGAAGCUUGGAUGGAAACAGUGAUUUAACCAUUAGGGGGCGCCUCCUAUACCUUAUGGAAAAAGUUACAUAUCUGAAGAAGAAGCAAGCUGAGAAGCCAGUUGAUGAUGAUGUUAAGACAUCCUCUACUCUUCAGCAGCUGAUUUCAGACACAAUGGUACGCUGGGCCCAGGAAUCAGUCAUAGAAGACCCGGAGUUAGUGAGGGCCAUGUUUGUAUUACUACAUCGCCAAUAUGAUGGUAUUGGUGGCCUGGUUCGAGCACUACCAAAGACCUACACCAUAAAUAGUGUUUCUGUGGAAGACACAAUCAAUCUUCUGGCAUCCCUUGGCCAAAUCCGUUCCUUGCUUAGUGUCAGAAUGGGGAAGGAGGAAGAGAAACUGAUGAUUCGUGGAUUAGGAGACAUCAUGAAUAAUAAAGUGUUUUACCAACAUCCAAAUCUCAUGAGAGCUUUAGGCAUGCAUGAAACUGUCAUGGAAGUGAUGGUAAAUGUGCUUGGUGGAGGAGAAUCUAAGGAAAUCACUUUCCCAAAGAUGGUGGCAAACUGCUGUCGUUUUCUAUGUUAUUUUUGCCGCAUCAGCAGGCAGAAUCAAAAAGCUAUGUUUGAUCAUCUUAGCUAUUUACUGGAAAACAGCAGUGUUGGCCUUGCCUCUCCUUCUAUGCGAGGAUCAACUCCUUUAGACGUUGCAGCAGCCUCUGUGAUGGAUAAUAACGAACUUGCACUAGCUUUAAGGGAGCCUGAUCUAGAGAAGGUUGGUAGCUUCUUUACUAAGCAUUUUUUUCCCCUGUAG